CUGUCUGUAAUCAAUGGAGCUCAAGUCUAAAAAGAGUUCAAUAUUAGUAGAUAAUACAAUAAGAGCUGGAGAAAAAAACAUCACUGACCCUUCAGGAGCAAAUCCAGAGGCUUCUCCUGCAGCAGCAGCUAUGGAGAACAGCCCAGCAGAAAAACCAGCUAAACACAAGAAGAAAAGCCUUUGUGCAUUCUUCAAGAAGACAUGGCUUGCUGUGAAAAGCACUCGUCGAGGCAACAAAACAGCCCCUCCUCAGCUUGUGACGGACACAGAUUCAGCUGAUCUUCAGUGUGGUCCUUCUGAUCUCGAACCAGCAGCACACUGUCAUCCAGCUGAUCCACAGCCAGGCCCGUCCGGCCUAGAGCCAAUAACUCUACAGGAUCAACCUGAUCCUCUGCCAUGUCUGUCCAGCAUCACACCGAUAGACUGUGAUGAAAAUCCAGCUGAUCCCAAGCCAGCUGAAGAAAAUCAAACAAACACAAAGAAGAAGAAACGCAUUCUCACACUCUUCAAAAGAUUGUGGCGGGCUGUAAAAUGUGCAUCAACACGGAAAAAGCACAACAAAGUGGCUCCUCUUUGUGCACAACCCGACUCCGAUUCAGCUGAUCCUCAGUCGGAUCCAAACAUUCUUGAACCGAUGGCUCUGCAGCAUUCAGCUGAUCAUCGGUCAGAUCCCUCUGUCCAUGAAACCAUGGCUCUACAAGAUCUGACAGAUCCUCCAGAAGAUCAUCUGUCUUGUUCGUCUGAUCCUGGUCAAGAACCGCCUGGUUUUGUGCCAACGUGUCGGCAGGAUUCGGCUGAUCAUCAGUCGGAUCCAUCUGACUUCAAACCAUGGCUCUACAAGAUCUGA
Molecule: messenger RNA, 847 nt
Organism: Puntigrus tetrazona (Sumatra barb)
Lineage: Eukaryota; Metazoa; Chordata; Actinopteri; Cypriniformes; Cyprinidae
Exons: 3
Coding region: 14-847 (277 amino acids)
Source: RefSeq, a predicted model, not a curated record